CCCGCUUGGAGCCGUCCAAGGGCGCCAUCGGGCUUUCAGGAGAGCGACCGGACGCGCCUUACCUUAGGGCGCGUGGUUUUCGAGCGCCCUCUUUGCGCCUGCCACGGUCGCCACUGGAUUUCAGGGUGGCGACCGAACGCGCCUUACUAAAACCUCCCCUCUAGGAUUUUGAGGGCGAGGUUUCCAGCGAAUUGUUUGCGAACCCUUGGCCGUCUUUGGCAUUCAGGGAGCAGCCAAAUGCACCUUUCAUAAAACCCCGCCCGGAGGAUCCUUAGGGCGGGGUUUCCAGCGCGCCCUCUUGGCGCCUUCCACGGUCGUCUUUGACGCCCUCCGAGCUGGCCGUUCUCGUUGCCCCGUCGUUUCUACGGAUCCUUGAUGCUUCCCGUCUCCUUCCUCCAGCCUUCGCCGUCUAGGUGUCGCAGGGGUUGUGGCAACGCCGCUCCUGCCGCAGGGGUGGUGGCAACGCCGCUCCUAUGUGAUUGAGUAUGCGGAAUUUUUAAGCCCAAGGUUCCGUGGCAGAUGCCAGGGCUGCUGCCAUGACAGCGGCCGAGGCUCUGGCGCCCUUCACUCGGGCGUUCACCGUCCAGGGGCCAUGCCUUGCGCUGGCCAUGCUGCGAGGUCUCAAGCGUUACGAGUUUCGCGGCAGGGCCUGGUCUCCAGGCUGGUAUUUCCUGCACUCAGGAGACCAGCCUGCCCCCACCUCGAUCGCAGAGGUCUUGGAGGCAGAGUGGCCGUCGGCUCCGCGCGAGUCCACUUUGCGGUUCAGUGCCGUGUACGGUGCGGUGAGGUUGGGCCACGCCUUGCCGUCGGAUGCGCUGCGCUCGCCUUGGGUUCGUUUCGGCAAGAUGUCUUUGCCGAUCGAAGGCGCCAUCGAGUUUGCCGAGCCUCUGGCGCCAGUUCAAGGCCAGCAGAACAGUUGUUGCGUUGCUUUUGCAGGCCUUCGGAGCGGUCUUCUCGUCGCCGCGGCUAGGCGCAGCGUGAAGACCACUGUGAGUAGACCCCAGUGGGGUCUGGGAAGAAACUUUGAGAGCCGGUUGGGCCACUGUUGUCCCACUGCCGUUGUCUCACGUUGCCCUCCUCCGAGCGUAGGCUGCCUGAGAGCGCUGUGCGCUCGCCGGUCGUUAACGUAGCUAUUUCUAUAUUCCCGAUAUCGCAAUAGAUUUUGACGCGUUCCUAUUUCAAGAGUCGCUGGCAUACCCCCUCCACCGACCAAGUCGAAUCUCGUUCAACCGCCUUCCUGUUUCGAUUUCCAUGUUCUAGCUACCUCUUACGGCCAGCGUGUAGCCUGUGUGCUACUACGUAGUACUGUGCUUGCCGCUCUGCGCGCGGCGAACACUUUUGUCCGAGCAGGGAUUGAGGAAGAACCGGACAGCGGUUGCUGCUGCCGCCGCCGAUGCCGCAACGGUCUCCUGCAGCUCCCCACCGCGCCUUCUGGUCCCGCUCCUCCCCGUAGUCCUCUAGCUCCUCCCGGCAACCUUUGGAACCCUCCAACUGCGCACUCCUUCCACCUCGAAUUCGUAGCCGGUUCUCUCACUGCGGUUCUCUCACUGCGCUGGCGAACAGCAGGUUGAGGAGGGUAUGGAAGAGGAGGGGAAGGAGUUUGUGCGAAUCGUCUAGCUCGAAGUUGCAGGUUGUUCGCUGCUCCGCGCCAGAGUCCCCUGCUUCGUGAAUGUUUUCCUGCGCGCUGGAGGCCCGAGGCCCCGGCUGCGUGGAUAGUUUUUUGGUUCUCCAGUCUCCCUUGACCGACGAGCUGAAGUCACUUGGAAGGAAACACCACUCUCCCAAGGAUUCCUCCUCCUCGUCCGUCCUUUUCAUCCUCCUCCUCCUCCUCCUCCUC
Prorocentrum cordatum is the source of this 1837-nucleotide messenger RNA. The record is from the annotation of a GenBank genome assembly. NCBI's taxonomy places the organism in Eukaryota, Dinophyceae, Prorocentrales, Prorocentraceae.